Messenger RNA from Dipodomys ordii (Ord's kangaroo rat), 8777 nucleotides. It is a transcript of the gene Col4a3, whose product is annotated as collagen, type IV, alpha 3 (Goodpasture antigen). Gene Ontology annotation, molecular function: extracellular matrix structural constituent. The coding region runs from base 1 to 5091 and encodes 1696 amino acids. The transcript has 54 exons. NCBI's taxonomy places the organism in Eukaryota, Metazoa, Chordata, Mammalia, Rodentia, Heteromyidae. The record is from RefSeq and is a predicted model, not a curated record. Gene Ontology annotation, cellular component: collagen trimer.
AUGGGGAGGGGACCCGCUUUACCGGUGGGGACCCGCACGACUCUCGCCUGCGCCCAGCCAGAUCCACCGGCUGGUUCUUCACCCCGCUCUGACGGCCAAGCGCCCAGCCCUUUCUCUCUGCCUGGGCACCAUGCCCAGGGCAAGGGACAGCGCCUGGGCUGUGUCUGCAAAGAUAAAGGCCAGUGCUUCUGUGAUGGGACCAAAGGAGAGAAGGGGGAGAAAGGCUUUCCUGGACCCCCUGGUUUUCCUGGACAGAAAGGGUUCCCAGGCCCUGAAGGCUCGCCGGGACCCCGGGGACCCAAGGGCUCUCCAGGACUUCCAGGACUCACUGGUCCCAAAGGUGUCAGGGGAAUAAGCGGAUUGCCAGGGUAUUCAGGCCCACCUGGACUUCCAGGCAUUCCUGGCAAUUCAGGGCCAUACGGACUUCCUGGUUUACCAGGAUGCAAUGGUUCCAAGGGUGACCAAGGGUUCCCUGGCAUUCCGGGGACACCAGGCUACCCAGGGUUCCAGGGUGCUACUGGUUUGAAAGGACAAAAGGGUGCUCCUGCUCAAAGAGAAGAUGGAGAAAUCAAUGGAAAAGGAGAUCCAGGGGUGCCUGGCCCUCCAGGAUUCCAGGGUUUGCCAGGCCCUCCUGGAUUUCCAGGACCUCCUGGCCCACCAGGACCUCCCGGAAUCUUUGGCUUUCCAGGAGCUCCAGGACCAAGAGGACCUAAGGGUUAUAUGGGUGAUAACGUGGUUGGACAGAAAGGAGAGCGGGGUAUAAAAGGAUUAACAGGACCUCCUGGACCACCAGGAACUGUUAUUGUGACACUCACCGGCCCAGAAAACAGAACGGACCUCAAGGGGGAGAAAGGAGACAAAGGAGCUACUGGUGAACCCGGACCUCCUGGACCCCCAGGACUGCCUGGAGAAUCCUAUGGAUCUGAAAAAGGUGCUCCUGGAGAACCUGGUGCUCAGGGGAAACCUGGGAAAGAUGGUGCUCCUGGCUUCCCUGGCACUGAGGGAGCCAAGGGCCACAGAGGCUUCCCUGGGUUAAGGGGUGAAGUUGGACUUAAGGGAUGGAAAGGAGACCCAGGCCCUCCAGGAUUUCGUGGUCCAACAGAAUAUUAUGACACUUACUGGCAAAAGGGAGAUGCAGGAAUUCCAGGGCCCCCAGGGCCCAAAGGAGUUCGUGGCCUACCAGCUGGUACCAGUGGCUUGCCUCCUGAUGUGGGUGGAUCCUGCCCAGGAUCAUCAAAGCCUGGCCCCAGUGGAGCCCCUGGAUGGCCAGGCUUAAAAGGAAGUAAAGGGAAGACAGGACCCCCGGGAAAGGACAUGGUGGGGCUUCCCGGGUCUCCAGGCUGUCCUGGGACACCAGGGCCCCCAGGAUCACCAGGACCUCCAGGACCUCCAGGUGAUGUCAUUUUUCGCAAAGGUCCACCUGGUGACCGUGGACCGCCAGGCCAUCCGGGGUCCCCCGGCACCCCAGGAGUCGAUGGCCCCAAAGGAGAAGCAGGCCUUGUGUGCACACAGUGUUCUUAUAUCCCAGGGCCCCCUGGUCUUCCAGGAUUGCCAGGGUUUGAUGGUCUCAAAGGCAUCCCAGGAGGACAAGGUCCAGCUGGUGCUAAAGGAAGCCCAGGGUCCCCAGGGAGUGCAGGUCCGCCAGGAUUUCCGGGAUUUCCAGGUGCCCUGGGUGCUCCAGGAUUUAAAGGAGAAAAAGGUGAAACACCUCAGCCUCAGGGGCAAAUGGGUGUCCCUGGGGAGCCUGGGCCCAGAGGACCACCAGGAAGAAAGGGCUUGGAUGGAACUCCUGGAUCUCCAGGAUUAAAAGGAUCACCAGGACCUAAGGGCGACCCGGCCCUGAGUGGAGAGAAGGGGGAUCGCGGUCUUCCAGGGAAUCCUGGGUCCCCUGGGCCUCCAGGGCCUGAAGGACCAGCAGGACCACCUGGCUGUGGACCCCAGGGAGAGCCAGGUCCAAAAGGCACCCAAGGAGUUCCUGGAGCCCCAGGACUGCCUGGAAAAGCCGGUCCUAAGGGAGAACCCAGUGUUUCACUCCCAGUCCCAGGCCCCCCAGGACCUCCAGGGCCCCCUGGCCGUGUGGGCCCCCGAGGCCCCCCUGGUCUCCCUGGCUCCAUGGGAAGAUGUGAUCCUGGUCUCCCUGGACCUGAAGGGGAACCAGGAAUCCCAGGAAUCGGACUUCCUGGACCUCCAGGACCAAAAGGAGAUCGAGGCUUGCUAGGAGCUAAAGGACCCCCAGGCUACCCUGGGAAAAUGGGAGAGCCUGGGUUUCCCGGAGAUCCAGGCUUCCCAGGAGCCAAGGGGGAACCAGCUCUAGCCAGGCCUGGAGAACCAGGAAAACCAGGUUUUCCAGGAGAAAGAGGCAAUUCUGGGGAAAAUGGAGAAAUUGGACUCCCUGGACUUCCCGGCGUCCCUGGACUUCCAGGAAAAGAUGGGCUGGAUGGACCUCGAGGAGAUCCGGGGCGGGCCGGACCACCUGGAGAAAAAGGACCCCCAGGAAAGUGCUUAGAGGGUCCCAGGGGCGUUCCAGGCCUUCCCGGCUUAAAUGGACUGCAAGGACAGCCAGGUCGAAGAGGUGAACCAGGACCAAAGGGAGACCCUGGCAUUCCGGGCUUGGAUAGGUCAGGAGCCCCGGGAGAACCUGGACCUCCCGGAGUGCCAGGUCACCAGGGGGAGAUGGGACCACCAGGUCAGAAAGGACGUCCAGGUGCUCCAGGACCUUCAGGACUCCCAGGUGAAAGAGGCACAGUUGGGAUGAUGGGCUAUCCUGGGACCAUCGGCCUUCCUGGGCCUCCUGGGGAGCCAGGCUCACCAGGGCAAAAGGGCAGCCUUGGAAUUCCAGGAAUGAAAGGCACAAGAGGACCCCCAGGAGCCAAAGGGGAACAAGGAGAAAAAGGAAUCCCUGGGCCCUCUCGCAUAACCCAGUUAAAGGGGGACAAAGGAGAACCAGGCCUCAAAGGAUUUACAGGAAAUCCAGGUGAGAAAGGAAACAGAGGCACUCCGGGCUUGCCAGGCUUACAGGGUCUCCCAGGACCCACUGGACCACCAGGACCACCAGGCCCGAGAGGAGAUUUGGGGAGAACUGGGAAUCCUGGAGAAGCAGGACCACCUGGCAUGGCUGGCGGCAUGGGGAACAUGGGUGUACCAGGUUCUAAAGGAAAACAAGGAACCAGAGGACUCCCGGGUCUAGCUGGAAGACCUGGCCUCCCUGGGGUUCCUGGGCUCCAAGGAGAAAAGGGAGAGCCAGGCUAUUCUGAAGGAGCAAGGCCAGGCCCGCCAGGACCAACGGGGGAUCCUGGACUGCCAGGUGACAUGGGAAAGAAAGGAGAAAGAGGGUCACCUGGCCCACCUGGACAGGCGGGGCCUGCUGGACCUGAGGGAGCCCCUGGGAGUCCUGGAGUUCCUGGCCACCCAGGAAAGCGAGGCCCUGAUGGCAAAUUGGGGAACAAAGGAGUCAAAGGCUUCCGGGGUCCCCCAGGAAUCAAAGGCCCUCCAGGACUUCCUGGAUUGCCAGGAUCUCCUGGACCAGUGGGGAUGAGAGGUAACCAGGGACGUGAUGGAAUUCCUGGUCCAGCUGGGGAAAAGGGAGAAACAGGAUUGUUGGGGGCCUAUCCAGGCCCAAGAGGGAAUCCUGGUGCCCAGGGUGCCAAAGGAAACAAGGGGGCUCCUGGCUGGCCCGGCCUCCCAGGACAGAAGGGGACCAUGGGAGACACCGGGCCUCGAGGACCCAUGGGCAUCCUAGGAUUCCCCGGGCCACCUGGUCUACCUGGGGCAAUUAUCCCUGGUCGAAAAGGAAAUCGAGGGUCACCAGGUUCAAGAGGAAAUCCAGGUGAGCCAGGUCCCCCCGGACCUCCUGGAAGCCACAUCAAGGGCAUAAAAGGUGACAAAGGGUUGAUGGGCCAACCUGGCCCCAAAGGUCUACCUGGGCCUGUAGGAGACGUGGGGCCACCAGGUCAUCCGGGAGCACCAGGUGACCCGGGUCUCCCAGGGCCCAGAGGCGAUCCUGGAUUUCCUGGGUUUCCAGGCAUGAGAGGUGAGAAGGGCAAUCCUGGAUUUCCAGGAUCAAUUGGACCUCCAGGACAAGUUGGGAUGAAAGGACCACCUGGUCCACGUGGAGACCCUGGCACAAUUAAGAUCAUCUCCCUUCCGGGAAGCCCAGGGCCUCCUGGUCCACCUGGACAACCAGGAAUGCAAGGAGAAACCGGGCUGUUGGGGCCACCCGGAAAACCAGGACCAUGUGGACCAAAAGGUAUACCUGGCAAAGAUGGAAAACCAGGAAUUCCUGGACCAGUUGGAGAAAAGGGCAACAAAGGCUCUAAAGGAAAGCAAGGUCCACCUGGAUUCGAUGGAUUGCCAGGACUGAAGGGAAAACUGGGAGACAUGGGACCACCUGCAACGGGGACUACAAUGACAGGCUUUGUCUUCACCCGGCACAGUCAGACAGUGGUGCCGCCUCCAUGUCCAGAAGGAACACAGCCACUCUACAGCGGCUUUUCCCUUCUCUUUGUACAAGGGAACGAACGAGCCCAUGGACAAGACCUUGGAACUCUUGGCAGUUGCCUGCAGAGAUUUACCCCAAUGCCGUUUUUAUUCUGUAACAUCAAUAAUGUAUGCAAUUUCGCAUCUCGAAAUGAUUAUUCAUAUUGGCUGUCAACACCCGCUCUGAUGCCAAUGGAUAUGGCUCCAAUCACUGGCAGGGCCCUAGAGCCUUAUAUUAGCAGAUGCACUGUCUGUGAAGGUCCCGCGGUAGCCAUAGCCGUUCACAGCCAAACCACUACCAUUCCGCCAUGCCCGCAUGGCUGGAUUUCUCUCUGGAAGGGAUUUUCUUUCCUUAUGUUCACAAGUGCAGGCUCUGAGGGCGCCGGGCAAGAGCUAGCAUCUCCUGGGUCCUGCUUGGAGAAAUUCCGAGCCAGUCCAUUUCUAGAAUGCCAUGGAAGAGGAACAUGCAACUACUAUUCCAAUUCCUACAGUUUCUGGCUGGCUUCAUUAGACCCCGAAAGAAUGUUCAGAAAACCUACUCCAUCAACUGUGAAAGCUGGGGAAUUAGAAAGAAUAAUAAGCCGCUGUCAGGUUUGCAUGAAGAAAAGACACUGAAGAAAAGCUGAAGAAACUAGAAGAGCUCUUUUUUAUUUCCUCUUCAGGAACAAAGUAAUCACUCAGAGCCUGCAACUUUGAGGGAUUUUUUUUCCCCUCUAAACAUACAAUGUUCUAUGAAAAGCUUACUAGUAUCAAGUUUCAAACUGUUUUCUCACACAAGAAAGCAUUUCUUUCCCAUCAAUUCUAUGUCUUUAAAUGUGUUGCUUCAAAAUUUCCUGUGGCAAGGUAAUAACUCUUCACAAAUUAUAACUGCAAUCACAUUCCACUGUAUGGAAGCACUAAGAAGUGACUGUCUAAAGUUUGGUGCUACAAGUUUAGAGGUGCUUUUUCUGCUGAAUUCUAGCACAUGUUCUCUUCCAUUCUGUCAGAAAUAGGGAGGCUGGAUUGGCCUUUGUUCUUUCCUGAGACUGUAAACCUCAGGCAGAGGAAGCUGGGGCUUGUGGAAUAUUGGGGACAUCAUGACAGAAUGGGCCUUUAAGACCUGUGGAGCAGCCUGAGGCCUGAGGAAACAGAACUGAACAUGGUCCAUAGAUUUUUGAGGAGUCAUUCAAACACCCACAACUAAGGCAUUCCCUGGAUGGAACCAUAAUCACCUUGGAUAAAUACUAUAUGAUUUGGUUUAAACUACUUUUAUGGAUUCAUAUGGUUCAGCAUUGUUUAAUACAGUUUUAUAUUUCUUUGAAUAUUUCUGCUUGUUCACUGAAUUCAGUGUACUGUGUCAAAAUGGCCUGCCCAGUAUUCAAAGUAGUGAAAAGGUUGCUUGGUGAAUUAAUUUGAAUAAGACAUUGCAAUACACAUAUUCGGAAAUGUACCUAACUUUAUCUUCACUUUGCUAGUGUUAUUCACUAUCAAGGAUGAUACUUACAAGAUGUGCACUUUAUCCUGUUCCUAUAAAUGCUGGUUCAUGCCUUCUCUGACGGGUGGUAGAGUCAUUCAGUAAUACAUGAGUGAGCAGAAAGCAUUUGUUGGCUUAUCAGGCUCAGAAGAUUUUCUCUUUGCUCUAAAUAUUUUAUUACUUGGCUUUACAGACUUAUUCUCAAUUCUUUUUCUAAUACUCUUUUGUUGAAACAACAAAAAAAAAGAGAAAACCAUGUCUUUAUGUUACGAAUUUUCAUAACCUAAACUAGGUUGAGAGUGACCAUUAUGUAUAAACCUUCAUGGACAAAUUGCAGCUGUAUGUCUUAAAGCUUAAGCUUUUAAGACCUUUUACAUUCCCAAGUUUACCAACAGCACAGUUUACCCCAGCACUGUGUUAAAUUAGAGAGGGGGCAAAGUGUUUCAGAGCUUCUAUCUCAGAAAUGGUAUUUUAUUGCCUGUAUUCAGGAUUAGGGGUGUAGCUUAGUGGAAGAAUAUGCCAUUGGCAUGUGGAAGACCCUAUGUUGAUUUCCUGCACCAAAACUAAUCAAGCAAAUAAGCAAAAAAAAAAAAAAUCACAUUUAUAUGACGAGUUCUCCCUCUUCCCUUUAUUACCCUUUAUCACUUUUUCUCUAUUUCAUCCUCACUAUUCAGUAGAUAUGAAUAAAAGUUUAAAAGUUUGGCAUCUAUGCCAAGGGAAAGACCAGGACCUGUAGCUUUUCCUAUGCACCACAGAAACUAAGGUCUGAGCAACAUAUAUGUUUUUUAAAAUCUAUAAAACAUUUAAGAAAUUCACUUAUACAUGAUGGUAGCUCUGUUUGAUGAGUCUUAGUGUCUAGGCAUCCAAAGGCACAGCAUUGAAGAUGUUUCUUGUCCACCCAGGUGGAACUAACUGGUGGUGCUAAUAUUUUCAUUCAGGCUACUGCUCCAAUCUUAAUCUUUUGUGAGUGAAAAUGUGACUCAGGAGCACAGAUAUGGUUUACCUUCACUGUUCACAUGGUUGCUGUCAAAACAUUUUUGCAUCCUAAGGCAUACAACAUUUUAUUAAGAUUUUGUACUCAGAUGCUAGACAACCACCCAGCUGGACACAGUUGUUCCCUCUUUUAAAGUCUAAAGUCAUAGGUGACUUCAAGGUGACAUAUUUUAUACUCCUAUACUGGUGCUAAUGCCAGAUGACUGGCCUUUGCUGAACCCCAUGCUGCCAUUUUCUUUCACCCUCAUCAGUAUUUAACUUCUAAGGAAGCCAAACAGCACUAAAGCCUUACAUACCCAUGAAGCCAUAUGAACAGUUGUGAAAGCAUACUUGUGCAAAUGAGCAUUACAGUUCAUGUGCAUUAUCAUCCAGUAGCUUAUGAAAUUAAGUUUUGUAAGCCAAAUGUCAGUUAACUUGUUUCUUUUAACUUUGGGGCUUCAACUUUGGAAUUUCACAGUGUGCUAACACAAUCAGUUUCUCAGAGUUUUGUUUUUGCAAGACAAACCUUAUUAAUUUAUUUAUAAAAGUUUUAACAAUGUUUAAAUCUGAACUGUAUUGUUCACUUACAAAGAUUUUUCUAUAUCAAAUGUUACUUAUGGCUACUAAACUUAAUUUAAUAUUUUCUCCAUAACCAAAUGAAAUAUAUUUAAGAUAUAUUGAAUAUUUUAUAUUGUUAUGUCCUGACAAACUUACAAUAUAUUGUAAUGUACUAAUUUUUCUGUAAUUAUAGCUAAAAAUCUUAUUUCAUUGUAUUGUUGGAAUAAAACUGAAAAAAAUGUACCUGUUUUUGUUUUUCAAAAUGGAAGUAAACAUAUUUUGGACUGUGAAACUAAUAAAUGGGUACUGUAAAAGUAACAGGUAAUAAGGAAAUCAUGAAGAAUACCAAGAUCUCUACAUUUCAAUCUUCACCACUCCUCACCCCAAAUUACCAUCAAGUAAGACAGUAAAAGAUAACGUAGAUUAGUAGUUUUAACCUUGGUAAUUAGAAGUAUAAUCUUGCUAUUGACUAAAUGAAAUCAGUUCAGGAGAAGGUAUCUUGAUUGAGAAGGUCUGGAGAACAUUUUUGAGUUUGAAACCAUUGGGACGACAGCAAUGGGACACUGAAGUUGAACUGACCUCACCCUGAGCAUGGAUGUGCUCAUAUGAUAUAUACAUUGUGGUUGUAAAACAGACAGUGGUUAAUUCAUAAAUGGAAAUACCCACAUUGAUGAGGGAACAGAGGAAGGCCAAUGGGAAUCUGUGUCACACAAAAGAAGAGAGGAGAUUUGCUAUGGAAGAAAGAGAAAAUAGUCCGAUCUUUUUUACUUGGAGACCCUACAACCAGACUUUAUUAAGUCCUUUGACACUCUAUACAAUACUCUAGCUCAUUUAAUAGGAUAAUAUAAUGUGUGUGCUAAAACAGAUGGCAGAACAUUUACAAUAAUUAGGAUUAAAGAGAGAAGAUUUGGGUUUGUGUAGGUAAACAAAUCAGUUGGGCUUUUCUCACCAUAGCUUCUGGAGGGCUUUGGGCCUGUACUUCCCAAGAACUGAUUCAGUCCAUCUGUGUAGCCUUGAGUCAUACAUGCAUGUGCUAAGUUGGGUAACCAUGCAUGCAGCCUUGAAGACCGGGUAUACACAUCUUCCUUCUAUGGACAUCCUUGGCCCAAAGCCACUUUGGUUUAGAAGGUGUACAAACAGGUACCCCUUCCAGCUGUUCCUGUGGGACUGAGAGGAGAGGUAUAAUGAUGGACAGAACAUGAACCUGAGAACAGAAUGAAAUUGGGGCUCUGCACAGCCCGUGAAUCUGUGCAGGGAUGGUCUCGUGAGCAGUGUGCUCUUGUGCUAUGGGCUGUGAUUGCUACUGCUAGUGAUGAAU